Alternaria alternata is the source of this 1992-nucleotide messenger RNA. RefSeq lists its product as hypothetical. The record is from RefSeq and is a predicted model, not a curated record. The transcript is spliced from 2 exons. NCBI's taxonomy places the organism in Eukaryota, Fungi, Ascomycota, Dothideomycetes, Pleosporales, Pleosporaceae. Bases 258 to 1649 code for a protein of 463 amino acids.
GCCUACUAAAGUCGACACUAAUGGGCGGGCGCUUCGAGGACGACACAAAUAGAAGACCGCGCAGCUGUUGGUCGGAGCUGUCGUCGGCUUAUAUGACAGCCUUGCGACCCUAUAUAUGCCUUUGAUCUCUCCUGAUGAUUCUCCAAGAGUACUAACUGUUCGUCUUACUACUUCUCUACAGCGUCUCCACAUCCUGGGACAUCUUGGGCUGUCAGACAUCUUGGACGCCCGAUAGACCAUCAUCGUACACUAACACAAUGCCUCCACAGCAGGGCGAAGUGUCCCUCUUGACGCUCUUUGCAGACGUCCAUUACUACAUCUCCCCACCUACCCAGCAACCCCCACAUCAUCGCUUCGACAAAGGCUCCUAUGUCUACCUUUACCACAAUCCCAUGCGCCAGAGUGGGCGCAUAGAAGUAGCGAACCAUGCGGGCACACCCAACCAGGAUGCCUUUGCCGGUCAGCUGGACACCAUCAAGAUUGAGCAAACAUACAAGCACCCGUGCUUGUUCACCCUCACGGUCGAUGCCUUUCAGAGUCACACCGGCAACGCGAGUCCGCAUCAUGACACGUCACAGUGGCACCUUCCCACACCCGAUCCCUCGAACCAGGGCAAAUACAUGUACAGGCUGCACACGGUAGAUUUGUAUUUUUGGACACCAGAGGAUGCGAGCCUCUUUCUUGACUCUAUUCGGAGAGUGCUACAACCGCACCAACUGCAGAUUACGCGCAACCCCAAUGCCACCCCAACGCACUCGGAACACAAGAACGAUGCCCUGAGUCCUGUCAUCGCGAGGCUGGAGAGUGCAGCCAUAUCACACACUAGUCGGACUCCGAGUGUCAGUACAACGCAGUCAUUCCCUGGCCCUCCUACCGCACCCGCACCAACAUCACCCCCUCCCAGCGAGCAGCCGCCCAACUACGCUCCAAUGGCAUACAACCCGGCAGCUCCAGCCGCGCCAGAGCCUAUCGCGCAUCGUGAAAAGACACCACCACCGCCAGACGCAAACGACGGCACUGGUCUUGGGUCUGCUGCUGUACACGAUCAGCAUGCCGCACAAUACAGCAACCCACUACAAGCUUCAUUUGCGCCCCAGCCGACAUCAGGAUCGUACUUUCCAGGACCACCAGCGCCAGGCCAGGGCUUUACUGGUCCACCGAGUGUGCACCGUACAAACACGGCGGGGUCAGUGCCGAGUGCACCACAAAGUCCGCCGUCGUUUGCACCACCCCCAUCUGCGCCUCCACCAGGCCAAUACAAUGGCCAUACCCCACCACCUCCCGCCAUGAAGCGAACAUCCACCAUGCCAGUUCAGCAGUACGCCAACUACCCGAACUCGCCCGGAUUUCCGCCUGCCCCCCAAUCGCCGCCUGCGCAUUCUGCUGUACCGUCUCCUGGAUUUCCUCCUCAGCAAUAUCAACCAAUGGCAUCCCCGGGCUAUGCACAAUAUCAGUAUGGUAGCACAACAGCUCAGCCUCAAGGACAAAAUUUGCAUCAACAACUUUACAGACCAACGGAGACUGAAGCCGCGGUGCAAGAUCACGAGAAUCCCAACGCGCCGCAACGCAACUCGAACAUCGGAAAACGGGUAGAUAAAGUGGAGAAGGGUAUUGGCAGUUUCUUGAAAAAGCUGGAUAAGAAGUUCUAGUAUAGUGUCAGUGCGCCAGUUCUUGUAUCUAACUUGAGUUUUGCCAGCCAGCGUAGUCAUUGACGACUUUGGAGAUCGAAGCAUAUACCCUUUUGAAUAAUUUACGGCCACUAUUACGACCAGCGUCGUCUGUGCCACUCUUGUAGAUCAAGCAUGUGAAUGCGAUCAUUAUGCAGUACGAGCUCCAAUCAGUGCCCGGCGCUAGCGUAUCCUUGAAUCUGGGAGAGACCCUAAAAUAGUAGCAGGUUUCUGGAGAUGACAUGAGCUCUUGCUUUUGCCUCAACCGCUGUGAGGAGCCUAGCGGCCAUGGUACAAAACCGUUGGGAGAUCGCUAGAGGCUCAA